AUGUCUAGCGAAGAGUAUGACCACCUUUAUAAGAUAAUUUUAGUUGGAGACGCAACUGUGGGCAAAACCCACCUCCUGUCGAGGUACAUACGAGGCUCCUUGCCUAGCGUUGCAAAGGCGACAAUUGGCGUCGAAUUUGCCACCAGGACCAUUCCGUUGGCGAUAGGCGGGACGGUUAAGGCACAGAUAUGGGAUACCGCCGGACAAGAACGGUACAGAAGUAUUACAAGUGCCCACUACAGAAGAAGCGCAGGAGCCAUAUUGGUGUAUGACGUGACGAAGAAGAAGACCUUUCUUAGUAUUUCCAAGUGGCUAGAAGAAAUUCGACAAAAUGCCGACAAGGACAUUGUAAUUAUGUUGGUGGGGAAUAAGGUUGAUCUGGUGGAGCAUGAUGAGAUGAAGAGGAAGGUGACGUACGAACAAGGAGCAAGCUUCGCUAGGGAAAAUAACCUAUUCUUUGCAGAGGCUUCUGCUGUCUCCAAAUUGAACGUAAAACACGUAUUCGAAAAUUUGUUGCAAGAAAUAUAUAAUAACCGAAUGAAGAAUAACAGUUGCAGUUUGAGCACGCGAAGUAGUGCCACGUGCGAAAGUGCUAUCCAGUUAACCAGAGCCAGAAGUACAAUCAAGUUAAGUGAUUUAAAUGAAAAUGAGACUGAAGAUGAGCAUAGAGCUCGGAGCACCUGCUGUUAA
This is a messenger RNA of Plasmodium knowlesi strain H, 690 nucleotides long. RefSeq names its product ras-related protein Rab-11B, putative. The record is from RefSeq and is a predicted model, not a curated record. Bases 1 to 690 code for a protein of 229 amino acids. The transcript has 5 exons. Gene Ontology annotation, cellular component: endosome. NCBI's taxonomy places the organism in Eukaryota, Apicomplexa, Aconoidasida, Haemosporida, Plasmodiidae. Gene Ontology annotation, molecular function: GTP binding; GTPase activity.